Myotis davidii is the source of this 522-nucleotide messenger RNA. RefSeq names its product ribosomal protein L31 (gene RPL31). Gene Ontology annotation, biological process: cytoplasmic translation. Gene Ontology annotation, molecular function: structural constituent of ribosome. The record is from RefSeq and is a predicted model, not a curated record. The transcript has 4 exons. Bases 29 to 406 code for a protein of 125 amino acids. Gene Ontology annotation, cellular component: cytosolic large ribosomal subunit; ribosome. Lineage: Eukaryota; Metazoa; Chordata; Mammalia; Chiroptera; Vespertilionidae.
GUUCAGCCUCCUUGUCGAUUCGCUUUAGAUGGCUCCCGCCAAGAAGGGUGGCGAGAAGAAGAAGGGCCGCUCCGCCAUCAACGAGGUGGUGACCAGGGAGUACACCAUCAACAUCCACAAGCGCAUCCACGGCGUGGGUUUCAAGAAGCGUGCCCCUCGGGCUCUCAAGGAGAUCCGGAAAUUUGCCAUGAAGGAGAUGGGGACUCCAGACGUGCGCAUUGACACCAGGCUCAACAAAGCUGUCUGGGCCAAAGGAAUAAGGAAUGUCCCAUAUCGUAUCCGGGUACGUUUGUCCAGAAAACGUAAUGAGGAUGAAGACUCACCAAACAAGCUGUACACAUUGGUCACCUACGUGCCUGUCACCACUUUCAAAAGUCUGCAGACCGUGAACGUGGACGAGAACUAAUGCCGCUGGGAAGGGCGUGGGGUGAAAGGUGACACCUCCUCUCCUUCUGCAGGUCUGCAGACCGUGAACGUGGAUGAGAACUAAUGCUGAUGGUCGAAUAAAGUUAUACAACUGCC